AUGGACGUUAAGGACGAAGCCAAUGACGCCGCUUUAGCGAAUAUAUUAUUCACCGGAGCGAAGUGCAAGAAGCGCAAGAAUAUAAAGGUUGAGUUGCUUAAUGCGGCGUACCAUCGUCUCGAAAGCCCGAAAAUUACGUAUAAGACUUUCAAAAACAAUCUAAGUGAAGCCUCAAAAUUUCACCAAUAUCUCGGGGCCCUCAUAGUUUUCCUCCCGUUUGGCGAGGCCAAGGUCACAAAAUUGAACUCGAAGGGCGUUAAGAAGUACCUUAAAGCCCACACUCAAUAUCAGGAUCUGUCGCAAACAGGGCAAGAGUUUCUUAAAUCGAUCUUCACGGGUGAUGCAUUUGCCAAAAGGAUUUGGGAAAUCCACCCUUUCAGCCAAAGUUUACCUUUGGAGCAUCAAGUCGCCCUCCUUAAAAUCAAGUCUUCAGAUCCUCUGCCUGGCAACUAUCGAGUUGAUCAACGUGGACAUGUCGUCCUUUCGAGCCCGCUUCCAAAACCAUCGUCCUUCCCUACCAAGGUACCGAACGCAGACUGCACAAAAGCAACCUCACAACCAUGUUUACCAUUCUCGCCCAUAUUGUUCGUAUCACCAUUCAACUUGCAAAACAAAGACAACACCGAGGCAGGCGGAAUCGAAGCGUCCCCACACCCAUCUCUUCUAGCGCCCUCCGAUUUCCCACCACUGCCUUCAUCGUCAUCUCCUUGGUCACUGCCGGCAACACCAGCCUUAUCCAACCCUCUCCCUCUCCGGUCAUCAUCAACCUUGGUGGUUCCGACCUCCUGGCUAACCGACAAUGUCAUCGAUAAAUAUAUGGGUGACCUCGCCAAAAAGCACGGCUUCUGUUUCUUCAACAGCUGUUUCUUCAAUCAGGAAAGGCCCAUUAACAAAAAGUGGAAGGCCGAACAUGGUAAUCCCUUAACAAAUCUAAUAAUAAUCCCUAUCAACCACAAUCAUCACUGGUACCUAAUGGUCAUGUACAAGCCAUCCAACUCUUUAGUUGACACCGAUCGAACCGUCUGCUUUCUUAAUUCCUGGGAGAGCGUGGCCUCGUACGCCCAAAAUUUCGAACGUUGGCUCGCAUAUCUCAACGAUCUUGGGUGGAAAGGUCGGGUAGAGGAAACUCAAAUACAAGUUCCCCAGCAGACCAAUGGUUCCGACUGUGGAGUUUAUGUCCUGGCAUUCGCUAAAACGAUUGCAGACAACUACAGCGCGUUUUUGUCUAGCCCUAGUAACCUUCUCCAGGACUUCUGGAACUUCGACGCGCGAGAGUUUCGCAAAACCAUAACAGCCGCCGCCAUUAGUGGGCCUGUUAACAACCGAGUCGUUGCUUCCAACAGAGGGAUAGACAACCAUAACGACACUAUCAUCAACUCAAGCGAGAAUUUCCGCAUCGCCGACCUCUCAACUCUUCCAUAUCCCUACCAGGGGGGCAAACGAAAAAAUGGCUCAUCAGCAACUGCUCGGAACGUAUCUUCCUCACUAUCGCCAGCAGACUCAUUAUGGGACUCAUCAGAAGGGGUCGUGGUGGAGAGAGCACAAUGCGCUCCCUUAAGGGUAAAACGACGAAAAAUAUUGUUACCAACCACAAGAGCGUACAACGACGGGGUCAUGACUACUAAUGUGUAA
Pyricularia grisea is the source of this 1632-nucleotide messenger RNA. RefSeq lists its product as uncharacterized. The transcript has 2 exons. Gene Ontology annotation, biological process: protein desumoylation. Lineage: Eukaryota; Fungi; Ascomycota; Sordariomycetes; Magnaporthales; Pyriculariaceae. Bases 1 to 1632 code for a protein of 543 amino acids. The record is from RefSeq and is a predicted model, not a curated record. Gene Ontology annotation, molecular function: deSUMOylase activity. Gene Ontology annotation, cellular component: nucleus.